Andrographis paniculata is the source of this 1919-nucleotide messenger RNA. RefSeq names its product pentatricopeptide repeat-containing protein At1g02150. The transcript is spliced from 2 exons. Lineage: Eukaryota; Viridiplantae; Streptophyta; Magnoliopsida; Lamiales; Acanthaceae. Bases 48 to 1676 code for a protein of 542 amino acids. Gene Ontology annotation, cellular component: mitochondrion. The record is from RefSeq and is a predicted model, not a curated record. Gene Ontology annotation, molecular function: protein binding.
AGAAAUGAAAUUUCAGUCCCAAUUGAAAGCUUAAACCCUAAACAGCCAUGUUGCUUCAACCAAUUACCUCAAAAUUUGCCCUAAAUUAUCACGCACAGAAUCAGCGUCACUCGAAUUCGUCAAAUGCAAUCUCAUUCUCGUCGGAGUUGCGGCGAGAUUCCACCUUUUCGGUGAAGCAGCCGUUGGUAUCCGCCGGUUAUAAAACCCCUAAAAGCUCCGGCUUGGUUACGUGUUCUUCAAUAUCACAGGUUCAUAGCUAUGGAACAGUUGACUACGAGAAGAGACCUAUGCCGAAUUGGAACGCUAUAUUCAAGAAGAUAUCGAUGAUGGAUGACCGCAAUGCAGGCGCUGCUUCUGCUUUGAACCAGGUGGAAAAUGAGGGUCGGAGGAUCACCAAAUGGGAGCUUUGCAGGGUCGUGAAAGAGCUCAGGAAGUUCAGGCGCUACAGAUAUGCUCUUGAGGUUUACGAGUGGAUGAAUAAUAGACCAGAGUUAUACAGAAUAACGACAAGCGACACUGCCAUUCAGUUAGAUUUGAUCGCCAAAGUGCACGGGGUUGAGAGUGCAGAACAAUACUUCAUGAAGUUGCCGGAUGCUUUAAAAGAUAAGAGAAUCUAUGGGUCUCUUUUGAAUGCAUACGUCCGCGCUAGAAUGAGGGAAAAGGCCGAAUCUCUAAUGGACAAAAUCAGGUACAGUGGCUACGCCAUUCACGCACUUCCAUACAAUGUGAUGAUGACACUCUACGCAAACCUUAAAGAUCACAACAAGAUCGAGUCGCUUAUAUGGGAGAUGAAGGAGAAAGGCGUCGUGCUAGAUACCUACUCGUACAAUAUUUGGCUGUCGUCGUGUGGAUCUCAAGGAUCUCUCGAGAAAAUGGAGCAAGCUUUUGAACAGAUGCAGCUCGACGACGCCAUCAAUCCCAACUGGACAACCUUCAGCACGAUGGCUACAAUGUAUAUCAAGUUUGGCCAUCUCGGCAAGGCGAAAAGCUGUUUGAGGGAGAUGGAGAUUCGAAUAACCGGUCGGGAUCGAAUCCCAUAUCAUUACCUCAUCAGUCUCUACGGCAGCGUGGGCGACAACGAAGAGGUGUAUCGAAUAUGGAAAAUUUACAAGGCUACAUUCGUCAACAUCACCAAUUUCGGCUACCAUACGAUGAUCUCUGCCCUCGUUCGAGUCGAUGACAUCAACGGUGCUGAGCAAAUCUACGAGGAAUGGCUUUCAGUGAAGUCGCUGUACGAUCCGAGGGUCGCGAAUCUCCUUCUGAGUUCGUACGUUAAGAAAGGGCUUUCCGAGAAGGCGGAAGCCUUUUUCGACGAUAUGGUCAAAAUGGGAGGAAGGCCUAACGCGAUGACUUGGGAGAUUCUGUCGGAAAAUCACAUCCGGAAUACGGAAAUCUCCGAAGCGUUGUAUUGCAUGGAGAAUGCUGCGUCGGCUGAAGGCUCGAUGAGCUGGAAACCGAAGCCCGUCAACGUCUGCGCCAUUCUCAAGAUUUGCGAUCGAAGAGACGAUGAUGCAAGUAGACAUGCCUUGACGGAGAUCUUGAAGCGAGCGGGUUGUCUUGAUGACGAAGUUUACAUGUCCAAUAUCAAGCUAUCCGACUUCGACGCAAGCUCUACUCCGGCGACAGCGGAGGAUGACGACGAAGCUUCGUAUGCAUUUUCCGACGAGCCCUUUUAAGGUAUGGAUCGGGUUCGGACACAAUGCCGGCGUGCCGGUAAACCGGGUUUUCGACGUGAUGGGGACUUGAAGUCCCGGACCUGCAACUAGUGUGUGCCGACAAUAUGGUUUACCCCAUACAGCUAAGAUGUCUAUUCCCAAACAGUAAUGAAUCCUUAAAUUUGUUAAAUGACAUAUCAGUGGUCCAUUUUCAGCUGUGUUAGAAAAACAAGCCUAUAUCAUUUAUUAUAAAAUUGUGUACAA